AUGUAUGUGGUGAUGGUGGUCGUGGUGGCGGUGAUGGUGAUGAUCGUGGGUGAUCGUGGAGAUGAUGAUGGUCGUGGAGUUGGUGGAGAUGGUGGAGAUGGCGAUAAUGGUGGUGAUCGUGGUGAUGGUGGAGAUUAUGGAGAUGGUGAUGAUCGUGAAAGCGUGGCUAUAGAGUUAUCCGUUUAUCGCGCGAUUUACUUAAUUACUUCUGGGGCUAAGUUCGAUGGGCAUUUCAUCGUUGCAAGUGUUUCUGCAACUUUUUUGACAGGGAAUUUUGUUCUGUUCCUUAGUAUUAUACCUAUAGAGGAAAACGAAGCGGCUCAAACAUUCGGCGGCAAAGUUUUCAAUCCGGAGGCGUACUGUGAAUUUUGCCAGGCUAAUAAGAGUCUUGGCGUUACAGAUUCGCAGUAUUCUUCAGAAGCACCGGAUGUAACCCUUGUGUUCAUCUCUCAAGACUAG
Messenger RNA from Angiostrongylus costaricensis, 459 nucleotides. The record is from the annotation of a GenBank genome assembly. NCBI's taxonomy places the organism in Eukaryota, Metazoa, Nematoda, Chromadorea, Rhabditida, Metastrongylidae.